Humulus lupulus (European hop) is the source of this 1437-nucleotide messenger RNA. RefSeq names its product RNA polymerase sigma factor sigD, chloroplastic. The record is from RefSeq and is a predicted model, not a curated record. Gene Ontology annotation, molecular function: DNA-binding transcription factor activity. Lineage: Eukaryota; Viridiplantae; Streptophyta; Magnoliopsida; Rosales; Cannabaceae. Gene Ontology annotation, biological process: DNA-templated transcription initiation; regulation of DNA-templated transcription. Bases 64 to 1332 code for a protein of 422 amino acids. The transcript is spliced from 5 exons.
GGAUUAAAAUAAAGCUACAAUCUUUUAUACCUCACUCACCUUCACUUAACACUUUUUUUUUGCAUGGCCAUAAACACAAGUUUGUGCUCUUCACCAAACCACUCUCCAAACCUUCCAACACUCUCACUCUCCACUAUUCCUCCUUCCAAAUUUGGCCUCAAUUUAGUCUCAAAUGAGGCAUUGGUAGUAGCAGCCGCCGCCGAGGCCGUGACGCUGGCUCGAGCGGCGGCUAAGGCGGCUAGAGAGGCUGUGGAUGAGGUGGGUGGUGGUGGUGGCGGCGAUAUGGUUUGGAGUUGGAGAGGGGAUGAGAAUGAGAGUAGUAAUGAGUUGGUUAUGUGGAGAAAGAGGAAUAUUAGAGGUAAAAGGUUGAAAUUUUUGGAUGAUGUGAAAGAGGAAAAGAGUGUUGGAAAUUUGAAAAUCUCAACUGGGUUUUUGAGUUCAAGAGAAGAGGCAGACUAUUGUUUCAUCCUCAAGGAGGGAGCAAAGCUAGAAGUAGCUAGACAAAGACUGAAAAAUGGUAAAGAACAUGAACCAACCUCAAAAGAGUUGGCCAAGGCUAUGAAGAUGGAGAUGAGGAGCAUAGAUAAGGUAUUAUGCAAAGAAAGAGAGUCACAAGAGAAGAUCACAAGGAGUUACAAGAGACUAGUUUCUUCAAUUGCUUCUGGUUACCAAGACAAAGGAUUAACCUUUCAAGACCUUGUUCAGGAGGGUAGCAUUGGACUUCUUAGAGGAGCAUAUAAAUUUGAUCCACAUAGAGGGUACAAGUUAUCAACUUAUGUCUACUGGUGGAUUAGACAAGCUAUCAUUAAAGCCAUAGAAAAAAAAUCUAGAAUGGUCAAAUUACCGGGCAACAAGUGUGCUAUGAUAGCAAAAAUCACAGAAGCCAACAAUGUCUUAAACAGAAGACUAUUGCGUUUACCAACUUAUGAAGAAGUUGCUGAAGAACUCAAAGAAAAUGUCUCAACAGUGAGGCUAGUUUCACAAAGAAACCGCCCUCCGAUUUCAUUGGAUUGCGCGGUGACAGACCGAGGUUGUAUGACAUUGCAGGAGAUCAUACCAGGACCAGACGAAACAAUGCCUGAAAAGAUGCUGAAGAGGGAGCUUUUGAAGCAAGAAAUGGAGAAGCUUUUGAGGACAGUGUUGAGUGAGAGAGAAGCUCAUGUGGUGAGGCUGCAUUUUGGGCUGAAUGGUGAGUAUCCCAAGUCAUUUGGGGAGAUUGGGAGAGUGUUGAAACUUUCGAGAGAAAGAGCUCGGCAGAUCAAUGGCAUUGCCUUUACUAAAUUACGAAAAUCAAGCCUUGUUGACAACCUGAGAUUGUAUGUUAAUAUUUGAACAAUUGGUUAGAAAAAAAUAAAAGGAAAAAGAGUACAUAGAAAAUUUGUAAACAAAAGAAAGGAAACUGUUUUUGAAUAAUAAUUGUUUUCAGAUUCAAUUCAA